UUGUUAUUCCACCAGGAAGAAGGAUGGGCGGUUUGCAGGGUAUUCAAGAAGCCAAUGACAACGGUGCAAAAAGUGAGUGAAUAUGAAUCUUCGUAUUGGUACGACGAGCAAGUCUCGUUCAUGCAGGAACUUGAAUCCCCAAGGCGAAUUCCACAGCCAUAUGCAUCACCGCCAUCACCAUACCAUCACCAUUAUCCCUGCAAGCAAGAGCUUGAACUGCAACACAGUUUGCCUCAUGACGCUUUCCUUCAACUCCCUCACUUGGAAAGUCCCAGAGUUCCACAAUCCGCUGCGAGUGUAAGCUGCUGCAACUCGGUUGUUCCUUACGGAAGCGCUUUGCAGUUGUCGACUCUCACACAGGAAGAGCACAUGAACCCGGUGGUGCAUCAGCAAGCGGUGGACCAGGUGACCGACUGGCGAGUUCUUGACAAAUUCGUUGCCUCUCAGCUUAGCCAUGAGGAGGCAUCCAAGGGAAACAACUAUUCCAAUGCAGACGCCAGUUUUCAAGUGGCUGAACAAAUGAAUUUGCUAGCCAAUGAAUCCAAAAGGCCAGGGAUUUCUCAUCAAGAACAUACCUCUAUGUCCACUUCGAGUUGUCAAAUUGGCCUGUGGAAAUGAAAGCAUAUAUACUAA
This is a messenger RNA of Hibiscus syriacus, 633 nucleotides long. Its product is annotated as NAC domain-containing protein 7-like. Bases 55 to 618 code for a protein of 187 amino acids. The record is from RefSeq and is a predicted model, not a curated record. The transcript is spliced from 2 exons. NCBI's taxonomy places the organism in Eukaryota, Viridiplantae, Streptophyta, Magnoliopsida, Malvales, Malvaceae.